AUGCCGUCUCACUCUCCGGCUCCGGGUCCCACGGCUGCCCCUCCGGCGUCCAGCGUGAGUGCGCCCAGCCCGGUCCCGGCUCCGGCCCCGGUCCCGGCCCCGGGCUCGGCCCCGGUCCCGGCCCCCGGCACUGUGGCUCCGCCGCCGCCCGCGGGGGAUGCCUUCCGAUCGCCUACCUUCAUCCCUCUGGCGGCCGGUGGUAGCCCGCAUGCGCCGCCGCCUCUUGGCGCUCAUCCGGGAACCGUGUCGCCUGCCCUCGUGCACAACCCCCUCCGGCAUAUUCCCGGCUCCAGCCAGGCCCCGGUGCCGCAUUUCGCCGUGCCACCGUCCACAUUCAGCGGCGGCCAUGUUUCCCUCUUCCAGCCGAACACCGCGGGCGAGGUGACUUCCCCGGCCCCGGCCCCGGCUCCGGUGGGCACGCCUCCGCACCCGGCGCCCUUCACGCCGGCGGCUUCGCACGAGCCGGCUCCCGCUGAGACCGACGCCGCCGCCGCCGGGGCGGCCGAGCCACCGGCCUCCACCUCGGCUCCUGUGGCCAUGUCGGCUCCCCCACCAGCGGCGAGCCCUGCGGCGGGUGACAUCUCGCACCUGUUCCCGGGCAUCGUGUCCGCCGGCUUCCCCGGGGCGGAUUCCACCUCCAGCACGGUUGAGCCAACUCCCUCCUCUUCGUCCUUCCUGCCAGAUGCCGGGGCCUCGCUCCCGUCCACUGUGGUCGAGGGGGCCGCGGCGCUGUCCAUUUCGGACCCCGCUCCGGCUGUGGGGGCCUCCGCUGCCCCGACCACCCCGAAGGGCUCGGAUGAUGGUGAGCUGGCCGCCCUGCGUGCGCAGCUCGCCGAGAUGGCUGCCAAGGAGCAACAAACCGCCGAGCAGCUCCGGCUCGAGGCUGCGGCCUUGGCGGAAGCACGCCAGGAGAUCCAACUUCUGAAGGCCCAUGCACAGGAGGCUGCCACCCGCACCCAGCACACGGAUGCCCACAAUGCCCAGCUGCUGGAGCAGCUCCACCAGUCGCAGGCCCACGCCCAGCAGACGGCCCAGCAGGCGGCCCAAACCCAGGCCCAACUCCAGCAGACCCAGGCCGACAUGCAGCAUUUCCAGUCCCAGGCUCAGGCCGACAUCCAGCGCCUCCAGGCCCAGCUCCAGACCCAGCAGACUGGCGCCCAGCAGCAACACGCCGCCGAGGUGCAGCAGCAGGCCGCCGAGGUGCAGCAGCUCCGCCGUGAGGCCCAGCAGCUCCACGCCGAUAAGCAGGCUCUCGAGGCCCAGGUCGCCGCGCUGCGCCAGGCUCUGGAGGAGGCCCAGGGGGCCGCGUCGGCUGCUACGGCUGCGGCGGCCGCCGCCGAGGCCGCCGCCGCCGCCGCCACUGCCGCUGCCGCUGCCUCGGCUCCUCAGAACCCCACUCAGGAGGCUGGCGCGGAGGCGGACGGCCAUUUCGACAACAUUCCGGAUGACAUUUUCCUGGUGAUCUUCGACUAUCAGAAGCGCAUCAAGCGCUACCGCCAGCGCCUCCGGGCAUACCCGGCGGAGAUCCUGUCCGAGGAUGACGACAUCGACGGUGAUGAGGAGGAGGAUGACGCCGCGGCCUUUUAG
Fonticula alba is the source of this 1587-nucleotide messenger RNA. RefSeq lists its product as hypothetical. The coding region runs from base 1 to 1587 and encodes 528 amino acids. Gene Ontology annotation, biological process: intracellular protein transport; vesicle-mediated transport. NCBI's taxonomy places the organism in Eukaryota, Rotosphaerida, Fonticulaceae. The record is from RefSeq and is a predicted model, not a curated record. The transcript is spliced from 2 exons.